GAACGCUGCCUCGCUCGUCCGAAUUCGGUGGCGCCACGUCUGCCGGUCUCCGCCUUCCGCACCGCGGCUUCGGCGGCUUCCGCCUCGACACCUUCCACUCGCUGAGCCGGCCGCGUAGUGAGGGUGCCCGCACGGACAGACCCGCGGCUGUGCGCAUCCUGGCGACUUGAGAGGCCAAGAUGUCGGACAUCGGGGACUGGUUCAGGAGCAUCCCGAUCAUCACGCGCUACUGGUUCGCUGCCACCGUCGCGGUCCCCUUGGUCGGCAAACUCGGCCUCAUCAGCCCAGCCUACUUCUUCCUCUGGCCCGAAGCUUUCCUCUAUCGCUUCCAGAUUUGGAGGCCAAUCACUGCCACCUUUUAUUUUCCUGUGGGUCCAGGAACUGGAUUUCUUUAUUUGGUCAAUUUGUAUUUCUUAUAUCAGUAUUCUACACGACUUGAAACAGGAGCAUUUGAUGGGAGGCCGGCAGACUAUUUAUUCAUGCUUCUCUUUAACUGGAUUUGCAUCGUGAUUACUGGCUUAGCAAUGGAUAUGCAAUUGCUGAUGAUUCCUCUGAUCAUGUCAGUACUUUAUGUCUGGGCCCAGCUGAACAGAGACAUGAUUGUAUCAUUUUGGUUUGGAACACGAUUUAAGGCCUGUUAUUUACCCUGGGUUAUCCUUGGAUUCAACUAUAUCAUUGGAGGCUCGGUAAUCAAUGAGCUAAUUGGAAAUCUUGUUGGACAUCUUUAUUUCUUCCUGAUGUUCAGAUACCCAAUGGACUUGGGAGGAAGAAAUUUUCUAUCCACACCUCAGUUUUUGUACCGCUGGCUGCCCAGCAGGAGAGGCGGGGUGUCAGGAUUCGGUGUGCCCCCUGCUAGCAUGAGGCGAGCUGCUGAUCAAAAUGGUGGAGGUGGUAGACACAACUGGGGCCAGGGCUUUCGACUUGGAGACCAGUGAAGGAGUGGCAUCUGGCCUGCCCACCAGCCGUUCCACUCAGGCAACAUUUCUUCCCACUGCUGGGUGCGCUUAACAACACCGAGUCUAGCUAACGCUGUUGGACCUGACCCACACUGAAUGUAGUCUUUCAGUAUGAGACAAAUUUUUUUAAAUCCUGAAGGAAAAUACAAGUGUUCCUCAAGUUUCAUGAUUCUCAUUCAAGUCCUUACUGCUAUGAAGAACAAAUAUCAACUGUGCAAAUUUCAAAACUGACUAUUUUUUUGGUGUGUUUUCUUCCUUUUCUGUCUGAAUAAUGGGCUUUAGCGGUUCCCAGUCUGCUGGCACCGAGUUGGGCACCUGGGGUGGGGUUACUAAACCCUGUGAAAAGGAUUCUUGUCUCUUUCUUGCACACACACCUCCCUUCUACUUUUCCCAAUCCCCUAAAGUUUCAGCUAGUGGGGUUGCCCAUAAAAUGGUUCUGCCUUUGGCAGACUCUUAUUUAUUGACUUUGCCAAGGCUUGGUCACAAAGAACUUGUUCACAGUUAUUUUCCCCUUUGGUGGCAGAACUGUGACAAUAGGGAGAAUACUGAAGCAGUGGAUAAAAAACUUUCUUAGCUUUGGGGAUUGUGCCAACCUGACAGCCACAGCAACCAUUAGCCACCUCUUCAGGUGUUCUUAAUGAAACACCACGGAGUCAGGAUGGGCCCAUAUUGCUGUUAAUGAGGGUUGAGGGUUAUAACUAGGUAGUUUUCUAAUUAAGUGAUCAAAAUUUUAGUGGAGUUGCUUCUAACACAGGAGUUCAUUUUAAACUAUGGUGAACACAAUCCUUUUGUGUUUCCUCUGCAGGGCAUAUUGGCUUUGUGUACCCAGAGUCAUUGGAUUGUUAUAUAGGGAGGUUUCAAAUCACAUUGGCCACAGGGAGAUGCUCCCUUUGAGAGGCUCCUGGGCAUUGAUUCCAUUUCAUUCUUAUUCUGGAUGUAUGUUCAUUGAAGUGCCCUAUUAAAAUUUUCUUUUUUUUUUUUUUUUCCCUUUUGCCCUUUCUUCAUCAAGUGUUUCAGUUAAUUGUGAGAAAAGUGCAGCUCUUCUGUAUGUAAAUCGUUUUUUAAAGCUAAUAUAAGCACAUCUAAGUGAAUCACUCAUAAUUUGAGGUGUAAUGGCUUUAGAGUCAUUUGCAUUUGAAGGUCUUUAUUAUUUUUUGAGUCUGGAAUAUACAGUGUGAAUCAGACCAACUUGAAUACCCACGACGACUCCUUCAUAGGUGAGCUUUUUCCAUCAGAGCUCGGCUCAUCAACAAAUAAAGUUUUUGUAGGCUGCAGUGUUUCAUAGUUUGUUUUUAUUCUGAAAGCAGACAACUAGGAGCAUGGUGAGUGGCUGCCAUACUUUGAGUCAGCUAAAAAGAUUUUGGACAUUUUGAUCAGCUUCUUUUCAGGAAAAGUACCCUAACAGUAUGGCUCCUUCCCCCAUCCCCAUUCUUAUUAAACUGUGAUGUGUGUUAUAAUACGAAAUAUGAGUUUGCAAAGAGCUCCUCAUUUUUAAUAAAGUUUGUGUGUACCUUUCCAUAUUUAAUUUAUAUGAUAAAAUAGUAGGUGGAGAGAGUCUGCACCUAAACUGUCAAAUGUCCUGCUGUUGACCUGUGGCCACAAUAAAAUUUAUUUGUAAAGUUUUAGAAGCCAUUACUCCUAUUAUAUCGCUUGGUCACUCACUGCAGAAGUGGAAACUUGUGUGUGUACGAUUCUAAUGGUAAGUGAACCAGGGGUUCUGUGCCCCCAUAUCAACCUAUUUGCUUGAGAGCAGUAGUUUUUCUAAAGGUCUAUAAGUUUUUGGAAUUCUUCAGUUGAAGGCAUAAUGUUCUUUGAAUGAAAUUUUAUCUCAAACAUAGGAAGCUGAUAAUUUGGUCUUUGACGGGAUUACCUAUCUUUCUGGGAUAAUUUUACCAAAAUAAAUUAGUUUUGACUUGGCAAGGUAAGACAUGACAGUGGAUUCUCUUUAUGAAUGGAAAACAAAAAUCCUUAUUUUGUAUAGAUGGUAUCCCUUUUUGUAACUAAUCCUUUUUAUUGGUAUAAAUUGUAAAUUAAAAUGUACAAUUUGAA
Marmota flaviventris (yellow-bellied marmot) is the source of this 3005-nucleotide messenger RNA. It is a transcript of the gene Derl1, whose product is annotated as derlin 1. The record is from RefSeq and is a predicted model, not a curated record. NCBI's taxonomy places the organism in Eukaryota, Metazoa, Chordata, Mammalia, Rodentia, Sciuridae.